UUUCUGUUUGGCCCUUCAGAAGGUAUUCACGGAAAUAGAAGAUUAGAAGCAUAGACCAUUAGGCAGCUGUUUAAAGUGCCAAUUGCCUAAGAUAAAGAGUGCCCACUCAGCAAAUCUGUCGACCGAUGAUUUAUGUUGUGUGACGACCUGCUUCUGAUUUCAUGAUCGUCUGAUUCCAUUUUGUACUAUUUGAGGAACUUGGCAAAGUAGAAGCAAGCAUAUACACUCCACGAAUAAGCCAACAUAUUGAUUUCUCAUCACCUAUUGUUUUGGAAGAUCGGCAAGUGAUGUUUCCUCAAUUACUUACGCUUCUGCCAAUCUUCGUCUUCCUCCGAGAUGUGCAAUGUUUUGUGAACACGAAGUUUGGUUUGCCAAGUCUUGUAGUUCCCAUUCCUUGUCAAGCAGAUGUUCUUUAUGAGCAAUUCAACUAUAUUUGCGUAAAGAAUCAAAUUGUGUGCUUACCAGGAUGGACGAACCCGGAAAACUAUUGCCGUGAUCCAGCCUGCCCUGAAGGGUGUGACGAGAACCAUGGUUCAUGUACCAAGCCCAACGUGUGUCAUUGUAGAGCCGGAUACUUCGGACAUGCUUGUCAAAACUGUGUUCCAUUGCCAGGAUGUAUUCAGGGAACAUGCAAACAGGCCUACGAAUGUAAUUGCAACGAAGGAUGGCAAGGUGUCUUUUGCUCUGAAGCUAUUUGCAAAGAAGGAUGCCAUCCCAAUUCAGGGUUUUGCGACUUACCUGGUCAAUGCGAAUGCCAUAUAGGUUGGCAAUCUGAAAAUUGCACCGAUUGUGCCGUUUUGCCUGGGUGCAUUCAUGGCUAUUGCAAUCGCCCAUUGGAAUGCAUUUGUGAGGAGGGGUGGACCGGCGAGUUUUGUGACACACCCAUUUGCAAGGAGAAGUGCCACCCAGCAUAUGGUUCAUGUGACUUUCCUGGAGCGUGUAUUUGUAGCAGUGGCUACCAAGGCGAGUUGUGCGAUGAAUGCCGCCCUUAUCCGGGUUGUGAGCAUGGAACGUGCCGUGAGCCGUGGACUUGCAACUGUGAGCCAGGUUGGGAAGGAACACAAUGCAAUAUUCCCCGACAAGAGGGACGUUUCAUCCCAUCAAGAAAUCACGAGGACUUCAAUUAUGGCGGAAGCAACUAUCAGUACCAAAGGGGACGUUAACAGAGUGGAGGAGAACUUAGCCUUAGAGGGGCACAUCAAGUUGAAAUUAACCAUCACGAUUUGAAAACUGAUGUGCUACGUUCUGAGUGAUUGCUUUUUAUUUCUUCUAUCAAUGUGGUUCAUGGUUAAGAUACUUUUAUAAAAUGAUUGGGUUGCAUUGAAUAUAAAUGAUGGCAAGAGACAUAUGAACAUGAA
Molecule: messenger RNA, 1358 nt
Organism: Tigriopus californicus
Lineage: Eukaryota; Metazoa; Arthropoda; Copepoda; Harpacticoida; Harpacticidae
Product: delta-like protein 1
Exons: 7
Coding region: 288-1163 (291 amino acids)
Biological process (GO): motor neuron axon guidance
Source: RefSeq, a predicted model, not a curated record